GCGAACAGCUCAAGAAAAGUAGCAGCAGCAACCCGCGGCGGCGACGAGUAACCAACCGGACCACGCCAUUGCCAGUCGCCCGGCCGCCUACGAGCCCUGCCCCGCGACCUUGCCUGGCCACCGCGGCUUCCUCUCCCUCCCGCUACGGGUUCUCUCGCGCAGCCCGAAUUCGCGGGGUGGUUUCUGUUCUUUGACCGCUUCUUCUGAGUUCUUUCUCGGCGGCGCGCCAUGGAGGAGAUGGGGAAGAGGGUGGUGAGGACCGUGCGGGUGCGGAACAUCUCAGAUCUGGCGACGGAGCGGGAGGUGCGCGAGUUCUUCUCCUUUUCCGGUGAAAUCGAGCACGUCGACAUCAGAUUUGACGGUACGGGGAGGACGGCCUACGUGACAUUCAAAGAUCCCAAAGCCCUCGAGAUUGCCCUUUUCCUAUCGGGAGCAACAAUUGUGGAUCAAGUUGUGAACAUAACCCCAGCUGAAGAUUACAUCUACAUCCCUGUUACUGAACAGCAACUUUUGGUCAAUGAGGUGACAAGUACAAGUUCAGCUCCUAAUGCAGAAUUGGAGUACUCCUCCCCAGAGGCCAAUGCCAGCCCCAAUAGUCGUAUCUAUGUGAGCAAGGCCCAGGAUGUCAUGACAAAUGUGAUUGCAAGGGGUUCAGCAAUGAGACAAGAUGCUGUGAACAAGGCUAAAGCAUUUGAUGAGAAACAUCAGUUGAGAGCUAAUGCAUCGGCAAGGAUCAAUUCCUUUGAUAAGCGUGUUGGCCUUUCGCAGAAGAUAAACAAUGGGAUAUCAGUUGUCAAUGAAAAGGUGAAAUCGGUAGACCAAAGGCUACAUGUUUCUGACAAAACAAUGGCUGCUUUGCUGGCUGCAGAGCGUAAGCUUAAUGAUACAGGCUCUGCUGUGAAAACCAACAGGUAUGUAUCUGCUGGAACAAGCUGGCUGAAUGGUGCUUUUAGCAAGGUCGCCAAGGCUGGUCAUGUUGCUGGCUCAAGAACCAGAGAGAAGUUCCAAUUAGCGGUGUCAAAUCUAACAGCCAAAGGCCCUGCUGUUGUUGCUUGAGCUUUCUGUGCUGGUUAUGGAAGCUCUUCUUCCUGAGGAAAAUCUAUUGGAAGUCCUUGAGCCAGCAUCUCCCUUUGAUUGCGUGGACAGUGUGGAAAGUAACUGUAUUUCACUGUUGUCUUGUCCUUUUUUUCCUUGGGUGCAGGCUAUUGAGAAAAUCUUCUGAGGUUUGGUAUAUAGAGGAGCUCAUAUUUUGGUAUUUUUAGAACCCCCCAUUCUUUUAGUGAUGUUGUUAAAUUGAUUAUAGGUGAUAGUGAUAUUCUAUUGACUCGGUGUGGAUUCUUGAUCGUCAUUGAUUCCUAUUCUUCUGUGGUUCGCCCAAAACUGUUGCUCCAACUGAGAAGUUUAAACUCAGCUUCUGGCAUUGUGAUGCUCAUCGGUUUUGAUGUAUUAUUCGGUUCUUGACGUGCCAUAUGUUUGAAUUAUGCAUUGACAUGAGAUCACUGUUGAACUCCAGCUGUAAAUAGGUAGUGCUAUCUAGGUUCGGCA
Molecule: messenger RNA, 1545 nt
Organism: Panicum hallii
Lineage: Eukaryota; Viridiplantae; Streptophyta; Magnoliopsida; Poales; Poaceae
Product: binding partner of ACD11 1
Exons: 8
Coding region: 229-1056 (275 amino acids)
Molecular function (GO): RNA binding
Source: RefSeq, a predicted model, not a curated record